Messenger RNA from Rubroshorea leprosula, 560 nucleotides. The record is from the annotation of a GenBank genome assembly. Lineage: Eukaryota; Viridiplantae; Streptophyta; Magnoliopsida; Malvales; Dipterocarpaceae.
CAACAGCCGCUGCUGGGUUCACAAGCCCUCGAACCCAUGCCUGGGUUCCGUCGAAGAACCCAAGCAUGCUGGGUUCUUCCAUGAAUCCAGGCGCGAGUUCGAGGGAACCCAGCGCCUAGGGUUCGAAGAACCCAAGCAUGCUGGGUUCUUCCAUGAACCCAAGCACGGGUUCGAAGGAACCCAACGCCUGGGGUUCGAAGAACCCACCAAGCUUGGGUUCUUCGAAAGAACCCACCAAGCUUGGGUUCUUCGAAGGAACCCAGGCGCGAGUUCGAGGGAACCCAGCGCCUGGGUUUGAAGAACCCAGCAAGCUUGGAAGGAAAGGAACAGGAAGGAGAAUGGGAACAAGGAACGCCCAGCUGGGUUUGAAGGAUCCAUCGCCUGGGAUCGGGUUUGAAGGAUCCAUCGCCUGGGAUCGUCGAUCCCAGGCUCUGCGUCCAGGAAAUGAAGAGGAAGGAGAAAGGGGACGAGGAAGGAGAAAGAAUUUUUAAAAUUUUUAUUGCCAUGUCACUAGUUUUUGCCAUGUUGUCUUUCAUGUGGAGUAAAAUUUUGACAUGUCA